AUGCCACUUCUGAAUCUACCGAACGAGGUCCUCGGACAUAUCAGCCAAUAUCUGGAACAGGCAGACAUAUUUUCAUUGAUUCGAGUGAACCAAGAACUCCAUUCCAUUUUCUACGAGCAUCUGCUCCGACACAAUGUACGAUACCACAAGGCUACGGCUCUCACCUGGGCAGUUAUAGAAGGACAUUUGCCUCUUGCACGCAAACUGCUUGAACUCGGCGGAGACGUCAAUCGCCAAAUUGAUUUUCCAGGACGGACGACGCUCCUCCACCUUGCUUCUCCAAGGGGCAAUCUUCCCAUGGUGAAGUUGCUCUUCGAGAUGAGAGCUGAUCUUAAUCAAAGGGACGACAAAGGCCGAACGCCUCACUACCAGGCUCUGGUAUCAAGAAAUGAAGAGUUGAUUCGAGAAUUCUCCUCCAGGACAGAGAACCUGUCGCAAUUAGUCGUUGACGACUCACAGAACCAAACGUCUCUGCAUCUGGCUGCUAGGUUCUGGCUGACCGGCAUUAUCAGAUACUUUGUCGAGACUGGCAUCGAUAUUGACGCCACGGAUAAGGAGGGCAAGACACCCUUGGAUCUUGCCAAGAGAGCUCUGUGCACUGGAUACUGGCACCGCACCUCCGACGCUGCUGUCGAGGCCAUGAGACUCCUGGUGGUUCUAGGAGAAGAUCCCGCAGCCGCGAACUGGUUCAUAAAUUGCACCACUGUUGGGCCAAGACGGUAUGAGUGCAGACAUGGUGGUUUUGAUGACGAACCAGACAGCCAUGGGAUUCGAGCUUUGCGGUCGAAGUAG
Fonsecaea erecta is the source of this 792-nucleotide messenger RNA. RefSeq lists its product as hypothetical. The transcript has a single exon. The record is from RefSeq and is a predicted model, not a curated record. Gene Ontology annotation, molecular function: protein binding. NCBI's taxonomy places the organism in Eukaryota, Fungi, Ascomycota, Eurotiomycetes, Chaetothyriales, Herpotrichiellaceae. Bases 1 to 792 code for a protein of 263 amino acids.